CGGCGGCGGCGGCGGCGGCGUCAACACCAAAUCUUAACCGGAGGUUAAGUUUUUGAAAUGACAGCAUAACUUAGAAAGUAUAUGGACCUAGUUCAUGAAACUUGGCCAUAAGGUUAAUCAAGUAUUACUGAACAUCCUGCCUGAGUUUCAUGUCACAUGACUAAGGUCAAAGGUCAUUUAGGGUCAAUGAACUUAGACCAUGUUGGGGGAAUCAACAUCAAAAUCUUAAGGUUAAGUUUUUGAAAUGUCAUCAUAACUUAGAAAAUAUAUGGACCUAGUUCAUGAAACUUAUACAUAAGGUUAAUCAAGUAUCACUGAACAUCCUGCAUGAGUUUCACAUCACAUGACCAAGGUCAAAGGUCAUUUAGGGUCAAUGAACUUUGGCCGAAUUGGGGGUAUCUGUUGAAUUACCAUCAUAACUUUGAAAGUUUAUGGAUCUGAUUCAUGAAACUUGGACAUAAUAGUAAUCAAGUAUUACUGAACAUCCUGUGCAAGUUUCAGGUCACAUGAUCAAGGUCAAAGGUCAUUUAGGGUCAAUGAACUUUGGCCAUAUUGGGGUAUUUGUUGAAUUACAGCCAUAAAUUUGAAAGUGUGUUGGUCUAGUUCAUAAAACUUGGACAUAAUAGUAAUCAAGUAUCACUGAACAUCCUGUGCGAGUUUCAGGUCACAUGAUCAAGGUCAAAGGUCAUGUAAGGUCAAAGAACUUUGGCCACGUUGGGGGUAUUUGUUGAAUUGCCAUCAUAUCUCUAUAAGUGUAUUGGUCUAGUUCAUAAAACGUGGAAAUAAGAGUAACCAAGUAUCACUGAACAUCUUGUGCGAGUUAUAGUAGUUUUCAAAAUCAGCAUUGCUGCUAUAUUGAAUCGCGUGAUGCAGGUGAGACGGCCAGAUCGAGGCAUUCCACUUGUUGAGAUUCGCCCCACUUCUGGCACUUCGACGUUACAAGAUCAUCUUGAGAGGUUAACAUCUUGGAGUACGGAGAAUGACAUGAAAUUUAAUGUGCAGAAAAGUAAAACCAUGUCUAUUGACUUCUCAAAAAAAAGAUCCAAUCCUCCAAAUCUACUUCUGAAUAAUCAGCAGCUGGAGUAUACGAACUGCCAGAAGCUGCUUGUAUUCUUCUUCAAUCAAAUCUCAAAUGGGAUAGCCAUAUAUCGGACAUGAUCUCGAGAGCUGGAAGGAGAAUAUUCAUGAUAUGUCGUCUGCGGAAAGCGUCAGUCUCGAUGCACGACCUAGUGAAUAUAUAUUCCACUUACAUCCGUCCAAUAUUAGAAUAUGCAUCCCCCAUUGUGGACCACAAGCAUAACAUUAACAACGAAUCAAGCUAAUGACAUCGAAAAGAUCUACGAACACUCCGGUCAUGGAAGACUUUGUGAAAUCAGUUGCCAAUUCCGUCUACACAAAGAGCUCAGAGGAUGUCCAAUUUGUUGGGGACAGAAUCAACGAAGGAACAAAACGUGCGUGGGGCGUUGACUUGCAGUCUGAACACGAGGCCUUCUUGGUUUGUCACAGUGGGAACAUCCCUGUCUUUGUAGUGGACUACCCCAAGGAUAUCAAACCUUUCUAUGCUAGGCUGAAUUGCAACGACAAAAAUGGCAGCAGCUGUAGAUCUGUUUGUUCCGAGAGUAGGCGAGUUGAUCAGUGGUAGCUUGAGAGAGGAACGUCUUGAUGAUUCCAGCAUAGAAUAAAGCACCUGGGACUUCAGGAUUCUAAUUACCAAUGGGAUCUGGAUUUAAGACGCUUUGGAACAGUUCCCCACGGUGGCUUUGGACUUGGGUAUGAGUGCCUGCUAGGGUACUUACUUGGUGUGGACCACAUACGAGAUGUCAUUCCCUUCCCACGAUUCCCUGGCUCCUGCCCUCUCUGAUGGUAGCUCCGCACAGCUGUCAAACUUCUUUAUGGGGACGUCUUCCGAUCGUGGUGUAAUGGUGCUGAUUUUACCCAACUGAUAAGAAAGGAUGAUGAAUGUCUGCUAGCAACCAGAGGACAGAUGGCUUUGCAUCCUUGCAGAGGGACCUGGACAUGAGGAUCAAGGAAACCAGGAAGGGGGGGGGGUGUUUCACAAAGAUUUAAGUGUGAUUUAUGGGGUGUUGCAAGAAACUUGCAGUUGAUCGCAAGAUAGUUUUUGGACCACAAAUCAAUGGAAAGUUACCCUUUUCAUUGCAAUUUUGCAAUGAUUGCAAAUAUUUCCCUGCAACACCCCCUAAGAGUCGCACUUAAAUGUCAGUUGCGCACUUUAUGUGCACUACCGUGUGCUAGCGUUUAAGCAUGACUCCAAGUCACUCUUAUCUUUUGUGAAUCGGAAUCUGUGUUACGAAGAUCACUGUCCUACCAUUGCGCGCUACCAUUGGGAAUGUUUCUUGGAACAAAUAGUUAUUUUCACUGACUAAUUCUCUCUUAGCAAAUCAGAUACAAGGAAUAUGGUAGCUUAUAACAGGGGACCGUUUCAUCAAGAUUUUUGUCCGACAAGUUGUCAGAUCUGAAAUCUUUCCUUGAAUUUGAUUGGCUGAGAAGCAGUGUUACUGUGGUAACUGUCGGAUAAAACAGGACUUGUCGGAUAAAACGUCCGAUAAGUCCUUUCAUGAAAUGCUCCCCAGAAGUCAGUAAAGUCCAAGCGCACACUACGCGAUCCGAUACAACACAUUUUUUAAUGAAUCGCAUUUUGCAUUAAAUAUGAGAGUGCCAAGGAGUAAAAGUAUUUCAUUUGAAGUCAGGCAUGAAUGUUAGGAAUAAUAAAGUUAUCAUUUUGCUUUGCGGCAUGCUCUGUGGUCGGAGUAAUGUCUAAAUUGGCUUCAAGUCGCAUUCAAUUACAAUAGUCAGACUUUACACGACUUUACAAUACAUAGAAAGAUAUUUAUUAAAAAAUCUAACUAAAAAAACAAUGAUUUGGGGGCAUUUCAUGUGAAGGCCUCCAAAUGCAGCCUUUUUCAUAAAAAUCCCUGAAAUCUUGUGUAAAGUGAAUGGGUGCGUAGACAUGUGGCUCCAUUGUUUUGUUUAAUCUGAAAAUGACUUGCCGAUGUUUUUUCCAAGAAAAUCGUUUAUUUCUCUCAAAUUCUCAUGAGAUUUCAACUGUAAAUUUACUUGAAAAUAAAAAAAAAUCAUGAUUAAUAUUAAUAAAAAAAUGUUUAGGUGCGCAGACAUGGCUCCCCCCCCCCUCAAUCAAAAGUGAAUGUAGUCCAACUACUUCAGAAUCUGCAUCAUGCAUUCUGUGGAAAAUCAAAGGUCUUUGCCUGCAGACUACUAAAGGCUUUGAAGAAGUUAGUGCAAUAUUAUACAAAUAAUGCAUGGCUCAGUGCAUUGGGUCAGCAUGCGAUAACACGUCUGGAAACCAAUACAUUUAUGUCAAUGGGUCAUCGACAUCAUUGCCCUUUUGUGACCUUGGAUUAUCACAGUUUUUAAGGGUAAAUGAAAAAAAGGGGGGAAAAUGGAUAUUUCAAAGUCGGAAAUUCAAUACUCCUGGAAUAUUGCAUUGCAUAAUGCAGGCAAUAUCUAGUUAACAUAGGAGAUUUCAGUCAUAUUAAUCCAAGUAAAUCUACACCAAGAGUCAUAUAUAUGUUUUAUCCAAUAUGGGACUUAAUGCGCAUUUGCUACUAAUGAACCCAUUUUAUAUUUUUUAUGUAGACUUUUGUGUAGCAGGAGCAGGUCCAAGCUAUUUUCUCUUUGCUUACAGUUAAAACAUCAGAAUUAUCAGUUAUUUCAUUAGUAGAUGCAAACUCUGUUAGGCAUGGUUACUACAUGUAGGAGUCAAUAAGUUGUGCAUUGGUUAGAAAUGAUUUGCAAGUAUUUUGAGGGCUUUGAAUUAUGAUAAUUUCUAGAAUUAGGCUAUUUGUGGUUUAAAAAGCCUGUCUUCAGUUUUGGAAAAGGCUAAAAAAAUGUGAAUUAUACUUGAUUAUCCUACAUUUUGAUUGUAAGACUUUGAAGUAGGUGAUUAAUUUUUUUUUUCAACCCCCAAUUUUCGGACAAUUUGAAUAUUCAAACCAAACAUGUCUAGUGCCCUCUAUCAGUGAUAUUUUGUGUUCCUAUAAAAGGGCUCUUUGAACAUUUAGUCUUACAAAAGGAGCUACAGUCGCAAAGAUUAUGUCCUAAAAUCUUCAGUCCAAUCCAUGCUUUGGAAUAGGUUAACAAAUAUAUAAACCUCAUAGUUUAUUUUGACCGGGCACCCAAUCAAAAUGCAUUGUCAUGUACAUGAAAAAUGGCAAUUUUUUUCAAUAGCCUCCACAUCUGAAAAUUUUAGGGCAUUCACAUUCAUAUAGCCUCGUGAUGAAUUGCAAUUACCAUAGUGACAUUUUGGUGGAUUUACCAAGACUAAAAACGGGCUUUAUGUUAGUUUGUAAUUUUCUCUCAGCGAAGUUGUGAUUUGUGAUUAUUUUGUGUUGACUAGUCUGCAAAAGUGGAUCCAAAGGUUUUCCAGAGUUUUUGCCGUUUGAGUUUUGUCUCUGGUUUUUUACCCUGGACCUACUUGUCGUAGAAUUUUUCUACACAAAAUUUUCACUCCCCUGCACAUCAGGGUAAAAUGUCACAUAGGUCAUUAUUCUAAAAUUAGGUUAGGUUUGCAAUAUAUUCUCGGUCUGGCAGUGGCGGGGCUAUAACAUUUGAUUGCAUGAAGUCAAUGAUCCAUGUUCCCAUUAAUAUAUGGUGCCUGUUAUGUGCUUUUCUCUUUGUUAAGUAAAAGGUCCAAGAGUAUUUAGGCCUGUUUAGGAAGUAUUUUAAUAUAAAUCAUUAGAUUGUUUUAGAAAAGUAUAUGCAGAGUUGCCAAUUAGUAGGAUUUUAAAGGGGAAAUCGAUUUUUUAAACUUGUAAGAAUGAUAGUUUUUAGUAUGCUUCGUUUUCUCAAAAGUUUAAAGAAAAAUAAGAUUGUAGGCUUGACGAUAAGAUAAAAAUGAAUAAAUAAAAGGAUUUUUUUCACAAUGUAGGUUAGCAGCUCUGUAUAUGGCACUAUCGAGACAAUUCCCAGAAGUGUUUCACAAGUAGCUGAAAUCAGUCUCAAAGUCAUGCUAUCAUGUUAACAUGCACAUGAUACUGUAUGUAAUGUGGAGCUUCAUUGAUUCAUACAGAGAAGAGCUCGUUCUCUGAGCAUGAUCCAACCAAUGAAGUUUUUGUAUUUCAUUUUCCAAACAAGUGAAUAUUCAAAAACAAUUUGUAGUCAUACUUUCAUCUUUGUGAAACACCUCUGUGAUUUGUCUCGUUUGUCCCAUGUAAUGUCAGAUAGCUUGGACCUGCCUUACAGUGUACGAUUGUCUGUACUACUUGCUUUGCAUUCAGGAUUUUACCUUUCUUUCUUGAACAAAACUGUAAGACCAGCAGCCAAGAAGUUUCGUUCAAGUUGGAGGACCGUAGCAGCUGACCUCAUUGAUUGAUGGUGGUAGGCCCGACACCUCACAAACAUGGCUUCCUGUCUGGUUUAAGCCGGGAUUUUCCUGUCAGAAUCACACAAUAUGUGAUGUCACUACCAAGAGUUCUAUUUUUCAGCGUGCAGAGGAGGGCACUUGACACUGCUGUGCAUGGCAUACAGCUUCCAUAAUGUAAGUGCUUUAUUGAUGAUUUCAAUGAUAUUUUGUGUAGCCGAAAGUAUGGGAGACAAUGUACAUGAUUUUCCAGCAGUUAUUACUGAAGAUAUUCAUUAGUUUGGAAAUAUUGGGCAGCAUAAUUACCCACACUGGGCUUUUAUUUACAUUAAGCCUCGAUCACACUUUUCAAAUUCACGACGUUCUCUUUAAUCUUUAGAAUGAUAUUCUUUUCAUGAAAAUCUAUCAAAACGAUACCAUCCCUGAAAGCAAUUUUGAUGAAUUUGUAGGGACUUAAAAAACUCCCAAUUGCUCUCCUCCCCUCGUGUUUAACUUUCCCCUCUCCUCUUCUACGAUGUAAUACUUGCAUUAUCUGUUGAUCCAUUGAUUGCCGUCUUUCUUCAUAUACUUCUCAGCACUAUCUGCUCUAGCUGCUGUUCUAAAUUCAUCUUUGUUUCACACUGUUGCAACAUAACAUCUGCCAUGACUGAUAUAAUAAUUUGCUAAUAUGACAAAGAAAUCAUUUAAAAGGAAAUUGAUAUAUGUUUACAGACUAUGAUAUUAUUAUUUUUUUAUUAGUUGCCUAGACAUGAUAGAGCAGCGUGAAUUAUUUUGCAAUCAAAUCCCUUUUUCUGUACCUAUUGUUUUUUUGGACGGACCAAUUGGAAUUAUUUUUUCUAAAUGUUUGGUCCAAUCCCCAUUCACCAUGAACCUGAUUUUUUUUUUUUUCAAAAAUGCCGAGUGUGUAUCCAUGAUGUAAACACAGAAUGCGAGAGAUCUAGCCAGACCUGUGUUGGAUGAUAAUGAUAUUGUGAUGAAGGUGGCUUCUCAAUAUCGGUUCGUCUGCAAAAAAAAACAAAAAGACAAAAACAAUAAAACAUAAAGACAAACCUUUUGUCUUUUAUACUAAACUUUGGAUAAAAAGUCAAACCUUUUUAUGGGGAUUGUGUGCUUCAAUGGUUUUCCACAACUUCGCCUCUAAUCACUACAAGACAAGUAAGACUGGAAUCUAGUUUUAGAAGUGCAAUGUCAAAUUUUAUGUCUAUCUUGCCAGCAUUUGCUAUUUACUUUUCAAGCCUUGACUGCUCUAGUGUUUCUAGUUGACCAUUUGUGUUGGGCCUUUUGCACAUUUGUCAAAUAUAUUGGAUGGAGCAGUUUAGCUAAGACGGCUUUGAGCUUCGUCGCAGUAAUCAAGGUCCAUCAAGAAUCGGUUUGCACUACAAACAAGCAAAGAGAGGAACUGUUGACCUAUGUUUGAAGAGAGGUCUGCUGACUUCCGGAGUAAUGUUUCAAUUGCAUGUGAUAUUUUUGUAUUUGGUGUUUGAAUGUCUGAUGUUGAGGUAAUCCUAAGGUAUUCUCUGACCAAGAGGAUUAGUGUUUUUCAGCCUAUUUGUUGGUAUCCAUUGCUCUUCAAAAUAUCAUGCAAGUUGCAUAUUAUCAGUUAGUAAUUCAAAUGGUGACAUCUGAUGAGGGGUCUGUGCCUUUGAUUGUUUUACUAAAAUACAUGGUGCUUUACAGGUGGUCUAAAUGAUAUUCCUUGCAUCGUUUGGUAAAUAUUACAGCAUUUUGAUCUGCAUGGCUCUUGCUAUCUGCUGAUUGCCAUCUAGACUCUGGAAUUCAUCCACAUUUCAGUCUGUGGGUGAGGCAGUGAUCCACCAGAUUCUCAACAUUCUUGGACCCGUUUCAUAAAGGACUUGCAGCUGUGGUAACUUUGUCAUUAUGGCAACUACCAUGGUAACCUUGUUCUGAUUGGCUGCUGAGCCCAGUUACCAAGGUAGAUGCCAUUGUGGCAAAGUUACAACAGUUGCAAGUCCUUUAUGAAACGGGCCCCUGAAUUCUCCAUUUUCCAUUCUUUCCAUCUUUGUUUAAUCAUUGCAUUACCCAGUAGUUUUUUCCCCAGGGAAUGAGAGUUGCAUUUAUUCACUUGGCUGAAUUAAAAAUGGGUUGCUGUAUUUGUUGAGGUAUUUGAUAGAACUUGGCAUAUCUGACUUGGUUGAUCUGCAGGAUGUUUCAUAAAGCGGUUCGUAAGUUAAGAGCGACUUUAAGAAUGACUGGCGAACCUUUCUUACACGUUUAUAUCACCAAUGAAUAUUGAAUGGUGCAUAUUUUCCACAAGAAAGGAUCACCAGUCAUUCUUAAAGACGCUCUUGAUUUAUGAACAGCUUUAUGAAACACCCAUCCGGUCCUCUUUCAAAUGUACAUUAUCUCCUGUGCUUUGAAAAAUUUAUUCAGUCCAAACCAGGGCUGAUUAGACAAACCUAAUUGUAGAGGAUUGUGACAUUGCAUACGGUAAGGAGCCAGACUGGGAUAUCUCUUCAAGACCCGAGAGUUCUGACCAUGGUGAUCAAUGAAUGAUGCUUGUAAUUCCUUGAAGAGCCUCAUCAGCAUCCGCACUUGGUGCCAUUAUAAUGAUGAAGUUAGGGCGAAUGAGUCUUCGAGACUUGACCAUGUUAUUGUAUUGGAUUGUCGUACCUUGAAUAGCCUCGGCAACAUUCUCACAUGGAUCGAUAAUUAUGGCAAGGACGCAGGGGCCCUCUAGCAUAACCCAGUUUUGAUGAGGUGUAAUUGAAAGGCUUCUACUAGAUUGUUACAAUGGUUUCCGACAUCGGUCUGGUACAAUUUUUGGAAAUUCUAUUUGGUGCUGUCCUUGAAAUUUGACAUUCCUUCUGGAAGAUUGUUACAGUUGGCUUUCACUUUUGCCUAAAGAAGUAGAUUCCUGCGUCAAGUCUGAAAGGAGGUGUGGACAUUUUUGUCUGGUGCUGCUUCUGAAAUUCCUUCUUACUCAUCUUUCAACUGAAAAGAGUGUUUCCUACAUUCAUUCUGGAAGGAGUUCUGGACAUUUAUUGGAUGCCGUCUCAUAAAUUUGACAUUGCACUUCACUACUAGGGAACAUGCAUUGUACUGUGAUGAUUGAGGGUGCAUUGUGGGAUAUAAAGUGCACUUCCUCAGGACGAGUCUAUCUUGAGGGUUCAACCUGUUAGAUCUAGAUUCACAAUAUCUUAUCAUUCUGAAUGCAAUAGCUCUAUCUCUCAAAAUUUCUGUGGAAGAAGUGAUGGAUGCAUACGCAAACCAUUUGGUUCUGGUAUGGUGGUGAAUAAAUCAAGGGGAAACAAUGAAAACAAAGAAAGCAAAACAAAACAAAAGAAAAAAAAACAUCAGAUGUUUGUUUUCCCUAUUGGUUUAUUUCUAAAAAUCAACCAAAAAUGCAGUGUUCAUUGAAGUUCAUAUAAACAACUGUAUUAUGUACAGAAAAAUGGUGCAUUUAUUUGCAAAAUUGUUCUAAUACUCCAGAAUUUCUCAGGAUGCUGCUUAUCUGAAAAUAAUAGCCCCCCCCCCAAAAAAAAAAUAUAUAUUUUUUUGUUAAAUAAUGAUAAGUAAAAAAAUUAAAAAUAAGUAAAUAGAUAAAUAAUAAUAACAAAAAAUAAGUAAAUAAAUAACUAAAUAGUAAUAAUGAUGAUAAUAAUAAUAAAUAAAAUAGAUAAAUACAAAAUAGAUUGAAAUGAAAAAAAAAUAAUUGAAAAAAAUAUGCAAUGAUACAUUUAUUGAAAAUGAAAAAUAUUUGGACAAACAAUACGGUUUAAUGAAAUGAUUUAGAACAUUUUAGAUAUCAGUCAUGUGUGUAAAUGUUGAUAUAGUGUGAAACGAAGGUAGGUUGGCAGGAAUGGGGAGCAUUUCAUGGAGAGGUUUGUCAGUGAUUUUCACUAAUUAGCUCUCAGCCAAUCAGAUGCAAGAAUUUUCAGUAGCUUAUAACAUCUGAUGGUGAAAGUCACUGACAGAAAUCUCUGUGAAACACUCCCUGAGAUGGAUAGCACAGGGAGGUAUGGAGAUACCACAAUCAGUGGUAAACCUGUAGAAAGGAGGGGGGCAGAUGAAAGAAAAUUAGAUGGCUUUGUUCUAGGGUGAAUAAAAACAAAGGAGAUUAACAAUUUGAUUCAUAUGGCAAGAAAGAGAAGGGGGUGGGGAGUACGGGGGAGGAGUUAGAAAAUCAAUGCAUUGUCUCUCAUGCACUUGGCUGCACAAAGUAUCAUCGAAGUUGUCAAUAGAGCACCUACAUUAAGGAUGUGGUAUGUCAUGUACGGCAGUGUCCAGUGCCCCGCCCUGCACACUUAAAAAUAGGACAAUUGGUGGUGAUGUCAUGUAUUGUGUGAGUUUGACAAGGAGACCCCAGUUCAGACUGGCGGCCAUUUUGUGAGGGUUAGGGCUUGCUCCUUCAAAUCAAGGUCAGUUUCUAUGGUAACCUCCUAACUUGGAUGGAUCUUCUUGGCUGCUGGUCAUUUUUUUUAAUCAGUUUUUUUUAACUAUUUGAAUAAACCAUUUGGAAAAUGAAAACAAUU
Molecule: messenger RNA, 9831 nt
Organism: Lytechinus pictus (painted urchin)
Lineage: Eukaryota; Metazoa; Echinodermata; Echinoidea; Temnopleuroida; Toxopneustidae
Product: asparagine--tRNA ligase-like
Exons: 5
Coding region: 1322-1642 (106 amino acids)
Biological process (GO): asparaginyl-tRNA aminoacylation
Cellular component (GO): mitochondrion
Molecular function (GO): asparagine-tRNA ligase activity
Source: RefSeq, a predicted model, not a curated record